AUGGCGCCAAUACGACGAUAUUUGCGAAUCAGCAAGUACUCUGUCCUUGAGUGCCGGAUAUUCCUGGAGAAUCCAGCUGACGAGCCGCGCUGGCUCUUGAACGAGAGCAACCCUGCGCUCCCGAGAAUCUUCGAAGCAGUGAAACCCUACGUGCUACCAAAGCUGAGGGAGGAAACUGAACGGGCAAAGAGCAAGGGCAAGAAGAAGAAGAGUAUCAAAGAUGUGAUGCCUCCAGAUGAUUUCGAAGUUUCCAUCUUCCUCACUGAGAUCAACACCCGCCAUUCCCUGAUCAUUAAGAAUAAGACCUUCAGAGAAAAGGCUCCCAUAAAGAGCAACAACGGUAACAAGAUGACCGGCGCAGUCACAAUUCGAGACGAGGAUGAGGACGAAGGCGUCGACUUGGGAACUAUACCUGCGGUGGGAGACCCAGACAGCAAUGACGGCGCGCCGGUCGCAGGGAGCGGUCUUGAUUUGGACGAGCAGGACGACAAGAAAACGCUCGGGUUCGACACCACAUAUGAGGGUUUUAGUAUCUGGGGUCGAGUAUUGUGCCUCUUCGUUGAACGCAAAGGCCCCGCUAGCAAGAAACAGUCAGGACUCCAAGGCAAUUCGCAGGCACUCAUGCAAGAUUGGAUUCAAUCAACGCAGGAGCAAAACGACGGUGACUUGUGA
Molecule: messenger RNA, 672 nt
Organism: Cladophialophora carrionii CBS 160.54
Lineage: Eukaryota; Fungi; Ascomycota; Eurotiomycetes; Chaetothyriales; Herpotrichiellaceae
Exons: 2
Coding region: 1-672 (223 amino acids)
Source: RefSeq, a predicted model, not a curated record